GAUGAAAUCGGCAUUGUUGUCUUCGAGUUGUUUUGAUGGGCGAAUAAAAAGUAAAAGAAAAAGAGGCAGGAAAAACAUAAUUUCUGGGACACAGGAAAAGAAAAUUGCGUCCAAUAAUGAAUUUCCUGGGUUUUGGACAAUCCGCUGACUUGGAUAUUGUAUUCGAUGGGGCCGAUAAGCGGAAAAUGGCUGAGAUUAAGACGGAGGAUGGUAAGAAGGAGAAAUACCUCCUCUACUACGACGGGGAGACAGUUUCCGGCAAGGUUAACGUAACCCUGAAGAAGCCCGGAAGCAAGUUGGAACAUCAGGGCAUUAAGAUUGAGCUCAUUGGGCAAAUUGAGUUGUACUAUGAUCGUGGGAAUCACCAUGAAUUCCUGUCGUUAGUGAAGGAACUCGCCCGUCCGGGGGAUUUGAUACAGAACAGCAGCUACCCCUUUGAAUUUGCAAAUGUGGAGAAACCAUACGAAGUGUACGUGGGCUCUAACGUUAGACUGAGGUACUUUUUGCGUGCCACAGUUGUCCGGCGACUCAGUGACAUCAUUCGCGAAGUGGAUAUUGCUGUGCACACACUGUGUAGUUAUCCGGAGGUGAAUAGCCCCAUUAAGAUGGAGGUGGGCAUUGAAGAUUGCCUACACAUUGAGUUCGAAUACAACAAAUCGAAAUACCACCUCAAGGAUGUUAUAGUGGGCAAAAUUUACUUCCUUCUGGUUCGCAUAAAGAUCAAGCACAUGGAAAUUGCAAUAAUAAAGCGGGAAACAACGGGAUCCGGACCAAAUACAUUCACGGAAAAUGAGACAAUUGCAAAGUACGAAAUAAUGGAUGGUGCCCCAGUGAGGGGUGAAAGUAUACCAAUCCGGGUCUUUCUGGCGGGUUACGAUCUGACACCGGCAAUGCGUGAUAUUAAUAAGAAGUUCUCUGUAAAAUAUUUCCUCAAUUUAGUCCUUAUGGAUACAGAGGAUCGACGAUAUUUCAAGCAACAGGAGAUUACGCUGUGGAGGAAAGCAGAAAAAUCCAGGAAGUCAUCAGCAGUUGCGCAAAACAAUCCACAUGUGCCAUCUCACCUUGUUGGUUCUGAUGGUGAUAUGAUGUCCAAAACACACCAAAAUGAUGGUAAUCAAAAUUUGGAUACAUCUCCUGCACCACCAAUGGAUCCUACAGUUGGCCUAUUUACACAAGAAAGUCCUCAGAAUGAAACCAAACCACUGGAAUCGCCCACAUUUCACGGAGAGAAUGACAAUAGUGAAGAGGCACACUCCACAAAUGAUCUGCCACUGCCGCUUGAUUCACCAGAUUCAACCGAGCAGAAUCCGUAGAAUGGAUUACACACACUGUAGAACAAUAAUGAACUGAAUUGGUAUACAAAAAAAUCACGAUAAUGCGUACAUAUUAUUUUUAAACAAUUUAGAUAAGACCCCCAAUUGCAAGAAAGAAAAAAAUUAAUAAAGAAAAUAGUAUAGCACCUAAAGGUGAAGAAGAAGUAUGUUUUGAAGUAAUAAAGUGAAAAUUGUUGCACGUAUAUAUUUAGUAAUAUAUCUGUAUAAAUUCAGAGUAAAUAAAUUGACAUUAUCCAGAA
This is a messenger RNA of Lutzomyia longipalpis, 1573 nucleotides long. RefSeq names its product vacuolar protein sorting-associated protein 26B-like (gene Vps26). Gene Ontology annotation, cellular component: endosome; retromer complex. The record is from RefSeq and is a predicted model, not a curated record. Bases 117 to 1313 code for a protein of 398 amino acids. The transcript is spliced from 5 exons. Lineage: Eukaryota; Metazoa; Arthropoda; Insecta; Diptera; Psychodidae. Gene Ontology annotation, biological process: retrograde transport, endosome to Golgi; intracellular protein transport.